Phascolarctos cinereus (koala) is the source of this 2699-nucleotide messenger RNA. The record is from RefSeq and is a predicted model, not a curated record. Lineage: Eukaryota; Metazoa; Chordata; Mammalia; Diprotodontia; Phascolarctidae.
GAAGUGAAAAGGAACAGCUCAGUAGCGAGGAAAGAAAAAGAGGAAGGAAGAUUCUGGGAGACCUUGCCCCACGCUCACACUGUACCGCGCAGGGGGCAGGAUUGAGGCUGGGGACAGCCAAGGACCAGAAGAGUCCCCGGAGGUACCCACGACUGGCUAAAGGCCUGGGCUACUGUAGCUGCAGCCACUGCCCUGGAGUCCACGUGGGUGGCGGCUUCAGCAGCGGCACCGACAAAGGCUGCACAAGCUGGACUGGGAAGUGGAACGUGGUCCUGGGUGGGCACCUCUCCCCCUUCAGACGGGGAAGACAGGACAAGGCAGGGCUAAAGCGCCUCGGCUGCCUGACCCAGGAGUCUGAGGGAAUGAGGAGAUACACAGUGCUGGUCCCUGUUCUCCUAACCUGCUGGUGUCUGCUGCCGGUGUCUGUAAAUAGCAUUCACCCAGAAUGCAGAUUACACUUGGAAAUCCAUGAAGAGGAAACCAAAUGUAUGGCCUUCCUAAGUGCCCAAACAGAAUACAAAGCAUGUAGUGGAGUUUGGGAUAAUAUUACGUGCUGGCACCCUGCUGACAUUGGAGAGACCGUCACAGUUCCCUGUCCAAAAGUAUUCAGGCAUUUUUACAACAAACCAGGAAAUAUCAGCAAAAACUGUACUAGUGAGGGAUGGUCAGAGAUGUUUCCAGAUAUCAUAAGUGCCUGUGGCUAUACUGACCUUGAAGAUGAUAAUAAGAUCACUUUUUAUAUCCUGGUGAAGGCAAUUUAUACCCUGGGAUACAGCGUCUCUCUGAUUGCUCUGACAACUGGAAGUAUAAUUCUUUGUCUAUUCAGGAAACUGCACUGUACAAGGAAUUACAUCCAUUUGAACCUUUUCCUCUCUUUCAUCUUGAGAGCUAUCUCUGUUUUAGUCAAGGAUGACAUUCUUUAUUCUAACUCUAGUGCUCUCCACUGUCUGGACCAGGCAUCUUCAUGGGUUGGCUGCAAGUUGAGCUUGGUGUUUUUCCAGUACUGUAUCAUGGCAAAUUUUUAUUGGCUCCUGGUGGAAGGGCUUUACCUCCACACACUCCUUAUGGUUAUAUUUUCCUCAAACCGACAUUUCCUGAUGUAUCUUCUGAUUGGAUGGGGAAUCCCUACAAUCUUUAUUGUUGUGUGGACUGUGACAAGGAUCUUCUUAGAAGAUAUUGGCUGCUGGGAUACAAAUGAACAUAAUGUUCCCUGGUGGGUGAUACGAAUACCAAUUUUAAUUUCUAUCAUCGUGAAUUUUAUCCUUUUCAUUAGUAUCAUAAGAAUUUUACUGCAGAAGUUAAGAUCUCCAGAUGUUGGAGGCAAUGAUCAGUCACAGUACAAGAGACUCGCUAAGUCCACGCUGCUGCUCAUCCCUUUGUUUGGAGUUCACUACAUGAUUUUUGUUGUAUUUCCUAUUGGCAUUUCCAGCAAAUAUCAAAUACUGUUUGAACUAUGUAUCGGAUCGUUCCAGGGCCUGGUUGUUGCAGUUCUGUACUGUUUUUUGAACAGUGAAGUGCAAUUUGAGCUAAAGAGAAAAUGGCGAAGCUUAUGCCUGAACCAGUCCAUGAGCCGGGAUUACAGGCUGCACAGCUCUUCCAUCUCUCGCAAUGGCUCUGAAAGCAUCUUACAUUUUCAUCGGAAUUCCCGAGCCCACUCCUUCCUGCAGACUGAAACCACAGUGAUAUGAGCAACAACGUCCAGCUGCCCGUAUUUGCUAAAAAAGCUCCAUGAAAGACUGUAUCCCAUGCGGCCAAAUGUGGUAGAUUUCUCAGCUCUGCUUUGUGUGCUUUUGCUUCCCCUCCCCGUCUCCAUGUCUGGAAUGGCCUAGUUCUGUAAGCUCAGCCCUGUAGACUUUGAGCUUUAACAUAGCUCCACUCACAUUGCACUCUCAUGUGAUGUUUAUCUUGUAUCUGCAUCCGAAAGCUAAUUAUGGCUAAAUUGCAGUAUUUAAGUUUGUUUGUUGUUUUAAAGAGCUUCAGAUCUAGAAUGUAUGUGCAUUUGGGAUCUUUGAUAAUGUGUCCAUUAUCAAGGAGAAAAGAGAAGGGAUGGAGAGGAUUCAUGAGAUAAAAAGGUCAAAGUUGUUCAACUACAGCAAGAGAGGUCGAGGAGCUAGAUCCUGCCCUGCGAAGCACAGCUCACGGUGGUCUCCCACUGACCCCAGUGAGGACUUCAUCAACCUCUCUGCUCGAGCCUUUAAGUUAAGCAUGGAGACAAGGAACCUUCAUCUUCUAUGAGAAAUCCUGGUUGGAUUCAGACCUACCUCAGUGAAAUCUGUACCCUACAAGAGGGUAUUACUCUCUGGCAUACAAGGCAGCCACGACAGCUUAUUCAUAGUGUCUGGCUUUUAGAUGAUGAUAUACCCCAAGGCUAAUAUCAAAAAAUGAACCUUAAAAAAGGCAAAACCAUCAAAUAGCUCAAACUUCACUUUCAGCCCCGAUUUUCAACUCACAAGGGGCCUUCACUUACCCCUUGCCUCCUUAUCACUCACUCAGAGCCCUGGCUAUCUGGGUAUCCCCACUGUGGAAUCUCUCCAGACUUUUCUCCUCCUAAGCAGGACCCAUUAUCCCAGACCUCUCUCUCUCCCCUCUCUUCAACAAAAUUAAUUCAUCCUUUGAUUCAUCCCCAAGUGGUUUUUCUCUCAGCUAGAAAAGUAAUCUAAUCAACUAAUUCUCACUAAAGUAUUAAUGACUAAAAAGUA